CAGCUGCUGAGCUCUGUGAACAGACAGCUUUGGGAUCUCCACUUAACUGCUGACGGAGUAGUUAAUGUUACUUCAAUUUAAGGUUUAUUUUUUUAUUUGGGUUUUUUUCUUUUUUAAAUUCAAGACAUGGAUCAGUGCUGGUACCAUGGAAGCAUCACUCGUUCAAAAGCUGAGGACUUACUUUCUAAAGUAGGCAAGGAUGGAAGUUUUCUCGUUCGGGCCAGUGAGUCUGUCUCUUCAGCUUACGCCCUCUGUUUGCUGUAUCGGAAUUGUGUAUAUACCUACAGGAUUCUACCAAAUAAAGAAAAUAAACUAGUGAUUCAGGCAUGUGAAGGUGUUCCAGUGCAAUAUUUCAACAACUUAGAUGAACUGAUAGAGUUUUACAAGAAAGACAAUAUGGGGCUAGUCCGGAGCCUUAAAUUCCCAGUCCCACAUGAAGAAGAGGAGACAACAGAUGAUCUGGAAGAAGAUCUGGAUCCUUUGCCUGUCCCACCCAUAUUACCUCCACGCAGCAUUUCAGUUCCAGUAAAUGAAACAAAGGAAGAUCUUUCACCCAAUGAUUAUACCCAGAUGACAGAAGUCAGCACACCACCUCUUUCUGAAAUCUUGCUCCAGCGAUUACAGCACCAAGAUACCAGCAAUAUUCCAGAAGAGCACCUCAAACUUAUCCAGGAUUAUUUGCGAGUUCAUAUAACCAAUGAUCUUGAAACCGUACAACUGGGCUCAUGGAAUCUCCCUCAGCUGAAGAAACUACUUGCAGGACUCUGCAAAGGACUCUUCAAUGAGUUGUCUCGGACUCUUCCUUCUCUGGAAUCUAUACAGAUGGUGUUUGACCAGCAGCUUUCCCCAGGUACUCAUCGACCUUCUCAGCCAUCUUUUGAAGUCAACCGUGCAAAAUUGGCUCAGUUGGCAAGUUUGCUUUCUUCCAUAGAGGAUAAGGUGAAAAAAGUAUUGAUUGAGGGACCAGAUUCAACACAUCGACGUUCACUUAUCCCUCCUGUUACCUUUGAGGUGAAGCCAGAUUGUCUUGGGAUUUCUUCCAAAAUUCAUCUUAAAGUUGAUGUUGAGAUGGGAAAACUUAUUAUUAAGAAAGCGAAGGAUGGUCCUGAAGAUAAGUUCUAUACCCACAAAAAAAUCCUACAGCUCAUUAAGUCUCAGAAGUUUCCUAACAAGCUGGUGAUUAUUCUGGAGACGGAAAAAGAGAAAGCACAAAGAAAAGAGUAUGUCUUUGCUGACUCUAAGAAAAGAGAAGGCUUCUGCCAGCUUCUACAGCAAAUGAAGAACAAGCACUCUGAACAACCAGAGCCUGACAUGAUCACCAUCUUCAUUGGGACCUGGAAUAUGGGUGAUGCUCCUCCACCAAAGAAGAUCAGUUCCUGGUUUCUCUCCAAGGGACAGGGUAAGACCCGUGAUGAGACAGCUGACUAUAUUCCACAUGACAUCUAUGUGAUUGGAACACAGGAGGACUCCUUGGGUGAAAAAGAAUGGCAAGAAAUUCUAAGGCAUUCCUUGCAGGAAAUUACCAGCAUCAGCUUCAAAGUGAUAGCAAUCCAUACUCUCUGGAACAUCAGAACAGUUAUACUGGCAAAACCUGAACAUGAAAAUCGCAUAAGCCACCUCUGCAUUGAUACUGUGAAGACUGGAAUUGCUAACAGGCUGG
Python bivittatus (Burmese python) is the source of this 1660-nucleotide messenger RNA. Lineage: Eukaryota; Metazoa; Chordata; Lepidosauria; Squamata; Pythonidae. The record is from RefSeq and is a predicted model, not a curated record.